GCUAGUAUGUUUACGUCGUGGACUGACCAGGAAGUGAAUUGUAAAUACACGCCAACGAUCACAUUGGUCAUAAAUCUUUGCGCUGUGUAUGUAACGCUUUGAUUAUUUUUUUCGACGCAAACUGUGCAUCGUUAUCCAGUGUUUAGUUUAUUGUUUUCUGUAGCAACGUCACCGCAUCAAUGAGCACUAGAAGCCAUACGUGUCUGAUAAUGACAGGUCUGGCCUCAGUAGUCUUCCUCAUGAUGGUGUUGUACGGCGUCUUUAGCCCCCAGCAAGCUAGCCGUUCCAUUCUCAGUCAGGACUACCAGCUGCUUGGUAGGCCGUUGUACAAACUGGACCUGAACUGGCCCAAAAACCCUGAAGUGUUCACUGGGAAUGUGUUUGGAGUGGCUGUCAACCAGUAUGCGGGUGUGGUCUAUGUGGCACAGAGAGGUGAUAAUGUGCCCAAGGUGCUGGUGUUUUCAUCAGAAGGUGACUUCCUCAUGUCCUGGAACACAACCACCCUAGAAAUGCCCCAUGGUAUAUUUCUAGCAGAUGCCUUGUCAAACCCGACUAUAUGGAUCACAGAUGUGGGGACUGGGCCGUAUGGUCACAGCAUCAAGCAGUACUCGCCAUCGGGGAGGCUCCUGCAGGUGCUCGGUACACCCGGGAAGGCCGGCUCUGGACUCAACCCUUUGCAGUUUGACCAACCAGCUGAGAUCUUCAUCCACCAAUCUGGAGAAAUGUACAUAGUGGACGGUGACGGCGGGAUGAACAAUCGACUCCUGAAAUUGUCUAAAGACCAGGAAGUGUUGUGGGUGCACGGAGAAAAAGGACAAGGGCUCGCUCAGUUCUACAUCCCCCAUAGUGUAACGGUGGAUGCCGCUCAGAGGGUCUGGGUGGCUGACCGUGGUAACAAGAGGAUCCAGGUCUUCAACUCCCUUACGGGGGACUGGCUGGGCUCUUGGGGAAGCUGCUUCACUGAGGAUGCGCCUUACUCAGUCCGCCUGACCCCUAAUAAGAAAUACUUUGUUGUUGUCCAGCUCAAUAGCAAUCAGAUUUCACUCCUUGAGGCGCCCCCGGUGGGUUUGAUCGGUCAGUGCAAGGUGGUCAGUGUGAUUCAAAUGGCGGAUGACGUCAAGCCGCAUCUGGUUGACUUGGACCUCAAAUCAGGGGUGUUGUACGUGGCCGAGAUUGGAGCCCAGCAGGCGCAGAAGUUCAUCCCUUUCAGCCUCGGCGGGCUUUUAUAAAUAAGACAUUGCCAGAUCAUCGCUGGGUAAGCUCAAGUGUCUUCAUGCUUCUCAGUGGUUUCUUUCGGAAAUAUGGGAAUGAAUAUGAAGUUAUCAUAAUGUGUAACAUUGUACCAUGUGUCAAUUUAAAAGCAUUUUCUCAUACUUUCUCCAAACAAAAUGACCCCAAGAGCAUGGUGACGACUCAUCCAAGAGGUCACAAAAGACCCCACAACAAAAGCUAUGUAGCUUUGGAUUUUUUUCUCCCUUAAUAAUAAUAAUAUAAUAUUAAUUCAUUCAUUUUCUACCGCUUAUCCUCACGAGUGUCGCGGGGGGUGCUGGAGCCUAUCCCAGCUGUAUUCGAGCGAGAGGCGGGGUACACCCUGGACUGGUGGCCAGCCAACCACAAUGAAAGCCAUUAUCCAAACAAAAUGACCCCAAGAGCGUGGUGACGACUCAUCCAAGAGGUCACAAAAGACCCCACAACAAAAGCUAUGUAGCUUUGGAUUUUUUUCUCCCUUAAUAAUAAUAAUAUAAUAUUAAUUCAUUCAUUUUCUACCGCUUAUCCUCACGAGUGUCGCGGGGGGUGCUGGAGCCUAUCCCAGCUGUAUUCGAGCGAGAGGCGGGGUACACCCUGGACUGGUGGCCAGCCAACCACAAUGAAAGCCAUUAUCCAAACAAAAUGACCCCAAGAGCGUGGUGACGACUCAUCCAAGAGGUCACAAAAGACCCCACAAGAAAAGCCAUGUUGCUUUUAAUUUUUUUCUCCCUUAAUAAUAAUAAUAUAAUAUUCAUUCAUUCAUUCAUUUUCUACACCCUGGACUGGUGGCCAGCCAAUCACAGGGCACAUAUAGACAAACAACCAUUCACACUCACAAUUUGGAUUGGCCAAUUAACCUAGCAUGUUUUUGGAAUGUGGGAGGAAACUGGAGAAAACCCACGGGGAGAACAUGCAAACUCCACACAGAGAUGGCCAAGGGUGGAAUUGAACCCUGGUCUCCAAGCUGUGAGGUCUGCGCGCCAACCACUUGUACACCGUGCAGCCCCAUUUUCUCAUACUAAAAAAAAUCAAAAGAUACAGAGGACCACUUUGAUAUUUUAAUGUUUGUUUUUUUUAAAUGUCAUUUAAUAGGGAAUUAGAAUUUGGAGGUUCCAUUGUAUGUCAUAUGUUCCCAUGUCAAAACCCUCUUAUGAUGUAAACAUUGUCUGAUUACCUUGCCCUAAUAGCUCAUAUUCUGACAUGUUUUACCAUGGUCAAAUUUGAAUGAUUUUUUUCAUCUUCAAUCAUUUUGUAAACUUCAAAGUUGUUAUUAUGAUAGAUUGAUGUUCAGUAAUUUACACGGGGUCUAAUCGGUAUACGUACAGGUGUAAAUAUGUAUUGUGGUGGUCAGGAAGCAGUUACUGCCAUCGGGACGUGCAAUAAGUCUUGUUGAGUCUAGAAAAUGUUAGUCAUGAUGCGCCUUCUGUUGAAUGUACAUUUAAAUGUGUUUGAAUUUGAAUCAUUCACCAUGUAAAUCACUUCUGCUCAUGCAUUUUUAUUGAAUUUAAUGCAUUUCUUUGAAUGCAUUUUUUUUUACGUUGAGUGCCAAAAUAAAUGGUUUGUAUAUCCUGUAAGUCAUAAUUGAUAUGCUUUAUUUGUGAAUGUUCCCUUUUUUAAGUAAAGUAUAUGUUUAUGUAUGUUCAGUUGUUUUUUUAAUUAAA
Messenger RNA from Doryrhamphus excisus (bluestripe pipefish), 2909 nucleotides. RefSeq names its product NHL repeat-containing protein 3-like. Gene Ontology annotation, molecular function: protein binding. Lineage: Eukaryota; Metazoa; Chordata; Actinopteri; Syngnathiformes; Syngnathidae. Gene Ontology annotation, cellular component: extracellular region. The record is from RefSeq and is a predicted model, not a curated record.